This is a messenger RNA of Entrophospora sp. SA101, 462 nucleotides long. Lineage: Eukaryota; Fungi; Glomeromycota; Glomeromycetes; Entrophosporales; Entrophosporaceae. The record is from the annotation of a GenBank genome assembly.
AUGGAGUUUAAUAAAAGGUUAGAUGAGUGGAUAAAUAUUGACAGAGUUGACUUUAGUAGAGAAGCGGUUAAAGAUGAAGUUGCCACUGUAAGGGAAACCACAGUUGCUUGUUUUCCAGCUUUAUUUGAAGCUGUUCAUAAUGAUGAUACAUUAUUUAAAGAAGCGAUAAAACGUGUAUGUGAAUUUUCAUCCGAGAAUAAAUUCCGAUCAAGAGUAAUAUUUGUACAAAUUUGUUAUGCUCUAGUUUUAUCAGGAUUUCCCAAGUUAGAUUUUGAAAGAUAUUUUCUUCCAAUUCUAGAAAAUUUUUCAGCGGAUAGUGUUGUUAAUCAAUAUUAUCAGGAUCCAAUAAGUAGGCCACCACAAAUCCUUGGUAUGAUUAAUCGACUAGCGGAAGAUCCUGAUUUUGAAGUUCGUUCAUUUUUAUUUAUGAUUCUGUCACCCGAAGAAAGAUUAAAGCCAUGA